Molecule: messenger RNA, 4858 nt
Organism: Chroicocephalus ridibundus (black-headed gull)
Lineage: Eukaryota; Metazoa; Chordata; Aves; Charadriiformes; Laridae
Gene: DPP10
Product: dipeptidyl peptidase like 10
Exons: 26
Coding region: 369-2774 (801 amino acids)
Biological process (GO): proteolysis; regulation of potassium ion transmembrane transport
Cellular component (GO): plasma membrane; voltage-gated potassium channel complex
Molecular function (GO): serine-type peptidase activity; potassium channel regulator activity
Source: RefSeq, a predicted model, not a curated record
CGCUGUGACACCUGCUGGCGGCGGCGGGACGAGGCGGGCCGGCUCACGGCGGGCGGAGCGCAGCGGAGGGGAGCGGAGCGGAGCGGAGAGACCGUGCCCGCCGCGGGGCGCUCCGCGGUGAUGCGCGGCCGCCCCCCGGUGCGGGGCACGGCGGGGCCGGGCGUCCCCUGAGCUUCGGCGGGGCACUGCGGUAGCGGCGCUGCCGCGGCGGCGGCUCCGCGCCCCCCGCCCGUCCUCCCCUUUCUCCUCCUCCUCCUCCUCCUCCGCCGCGCCACUUCCAGGGGAGGCUGGUGUCAUGCGGCUGGCGCCGAGGGAGGGGUGCCCGGGGCCGCAGCGGCAGUGAGAGGCGCCGAGCCGAGCCCCCUGCGAUGACAGCCAUGAAGGAGCAGCCGGCGCACCCGGGCGGCAGGGGGAACCCGCCGCCGCCGCAGCCCGACCAGGAACUUGGAAGUAACAGCCCUCCGCAGAGGAACUGGAAGGGAAUUGCUAUUGCGCUGCUGGUGAUUCUAGUUGUUUGUUCACUCAUCACUAUGUCUGUCAUUCUUUUAACCCCAGAUGAACUUGCAAAUUCAUCAGAAACCAGAUUGUCCUUGGAAGAUCUCUUCAGAAAAGAGUUCAUAGUUCAUAAUCCAGAAGCCAAAUGGAUUAAUGAUACAGCAGUGGUGUAUAAAAAUAGGAAUGGACAUGUUGUUGAACUGAAUGUAGAAACAAAUACAACUACGUUAUUAUUGGAAAAUACAACUUUUGUAACAUUCAAAGCAUCAAGAUACUCAGUUUCACCAGACUUAAGAUUUGUUCUUCUUGCGUAUGAUGUUAAACAGGUUUUUCAUUAUUCUUAUACAGCUUCAUAUGUGAUUUAUAACAUACACACAGGGGAAGUUUGGGAGUUAAACCCUCCAGAAGUAGAGGAUUCAGUUUUACAGUAUGCAGCCUGGGGCGUCCAAGGACAGCAACUGAUUUAUAUUUUUGAAAAUAACAUCUACUAUCAGCCUGAUGUAAAGAGUAGCUCAUUGCGCCUGACAUCUUCGGGAAAAGAAGGAAUUAUUUUUAAUGGAAUUGCAGACUGGUUAUAUGAAGAGGAAAUUCUUCAUUCUCACAUUGCCCACUGGUGGUCUCCAGACGGUGAAAGACUGGCGUUCCUGACCAUAAAUGACUCUCUGGUACCGAACAUGGUUAUUCCCCGGUUUACUGGAGGUCUGUAUCCAAAAGGAAAGCAGUAUCCGUAUCCUAAGGCAGGUCAAACAAACCCAACAAUAAAGCUGUUUGUAGUUAAUCUGUAUGGACCAGCACAUACACUGGAACUGAUGCCACCUGACAGCUUUAAAUCAAGGGAAUAUUACAUCACCAUGGUGAAAUGGAUAAGCAACACCAAGGCUGUGGUGAGAUGGUUAAACAGACCUCAGAAUAUCUCCAUCCUUACCGUUUGUGAAACCACAACUGGGGCUUGCAGCAGGAAGUAUGAAAUGCAGUCAGACCUGUGGCUUCCUAAACAGAAUGAAGAACCAGUUUUCUCCAAGGACGGCAGUAAGUUCUUCAUGACUGUCCCAGUGAAGCAGGGAGGCCGGGGUGAAUUUCACCACAUAGCCAUGUUUAUUGUUCAGCCUAAAAGCGAACAAAUCGGUGUGAGACACCUGACAUCAGGAAACUGGGAAGUUAUCAAAAUCCUGGCAUAUGAUGAAAAUACUCAAAACAUUUAUUUCUUAAGCACUGAAGAAUCCCCAAGAGGAAGACAGCUACAUAGUGUAUCAACAGUGGGAUCAUUGAAUCGUCAGUGUCUCUCGUGCAACUUCUUGAAAGAUCAGUGCACAUACUUCAGUGCAAAGUUUAGCCCCAUGAAUAGGCAUUUUUUACUGCACUGUAAAGGGCCAGGCGUUCCAGUUGUUAGCGUGCACAGUACAAGUAAUACUGCACAGUUUUAUAUUUUGGAAAAUAAUGCUGUGUUGAAAGAAGCUGUUUUUAAGAAAAAGAAUUCCAGGACUGAAAUUAAAAUGCUUCACAUUGAGGAUUACGAACUCCCUUUACAGUUGUCACUACCAAAAGAUUUCACGGAUCGAAACCAGUAUGCCCUUCUAUUAAUAAUUGAUGAAGCUCCAGGCAGCCAGUUGGUUACAGAUAAGUUUCACAUUGACUGGGACUCAGUGCUUGUCAACUCUGAUAAUGUCAUCGUAGCUCGAUUUGAUGGCAGAGGGAGUGGAUUUCAAGGCCUUAAGAUUCUACAGGAGGUCCACCGAUGCUUAGGAUCAGUGGAAGUGAAGGACCAAAUAGCAGCCGUAGAAUCACUGUUGAAACAGCCCUUCAUUGAUCCUAAGAGGCUGAGUAUAUUUGGAAAGGGAUACGGUGGCUACAUUGCAUCAAUGAUCCUGAAAUCCAGUGAACGGCUCUUCAAGUGCGGAGCGGUGGUGGCACCAAUUACAGAUAUGAAGUUGUAUGCAUCAGCUUUUUCAGAAAGAUACCUUGGUACUCCAUCAAAAGAGGAAAAUAUGUAUCAGGCAUCCAGCGUAUUACACAACCUUCAUGGUUUAAAAGAAGCGAAUUUGCUAAUAGUUCAUGGGACAGCUGAUACUAAAGUCCACUUCCAGCAUUCAGCGGAAUUAAUUAAACAUCUAAUUAAAGCUGGAGUUAAUUACACUAUGCAGAUCUACCCGGAUGAAGGUCAUAACAUUGCUUCUGAGAAAAGCAAAUAUCACCUUUACAGCACAAUCCUUGGGUUUUUUAGUGCUUGUUUAAAGGAGGAGACACCAAUUUUACCGCAGGAACCUGAAGAGGAUGAAUAAGGAAGCCUAUUUGUGUAGUACUGAAGGGGACUUACUUUGCGGCUCAAUAAAACCUUAAAUAAAAGUGACUGUAAGAUUGCAGAUUCUGCAGAAGCUCAAGGGCAGCUAAAGGAUAUCACAGUGGAACAGCACAUUUACAGACAAUGAGCUAAUAAACUGGAAUUCGACUACAAAGUCCAAACAUAUUACCAAGGGACAAAACCUUUACCUUUGUGGAAGGUCAGCAGUUGGUUACAGUUUCCUGGAAGAACUUAGUUUUGCAUAAGUGUAGGGUUAGUGCAUGUUUGUUAUGUUAAGCCUCACUGUUGGUUCUGUAAGUGGUUGCUCGUUUUUUAAUUUAAAUGCACAUCUUUAUUCAUCUUUGCGUAAUGCACAACCUAUCAUAUGUAUUAUGGCCACUAAUAUUUUAAAAGGUGAGCUGCAACCUAACACUUUACUGUAAUGUUACAAUAAGUGCAAUUCUUUCACUGUCUAUUACACAUAAGAAACCACAGAGAUAAUAAAGGGCACGAUAUUUUCUCUAGUUUCUGCUCAAAGGGGAUAUAUUGUCUAGUGCAUCAUAUAACAUUGAUAUUGAAAAUGAUUUUUUUCCCAAUUUCAGCAUUUACUAUUACUGUACCUACUAGUAACCAAUAAGGGAAUUUUUGGUAGCGUACUCUUGGUCUUUAUGUAUAUACCCAGGACUCCCUAAGCAGAAAAUCUUUCUGAGCUUGAAGAAUUUUUUUCAAGACGUAACUAACAGCUGUAUUUAAAACAAUAUCUGCAAUUGAAAUCUUUCCCCGGUCCAAAAUGUAUCUAUCUAUUGUUUCCUUAAAAUAUGUUUGGGUUGUGUUUUGGUAUUGUUUAUAGUAGUUAAUAGUUUGCUGGUUAUACUCUAAUUUUAGAAUAUGCUACUUUGUCACAUGUAAAUUAGAUACAUAAAUAUUAAAUUAUAGUUUCAGAUAAAGAAAAUUUAUUAACAAUGUAUAAUGCCACUGAGUAAUACUUUACUCCUCAAAUGAAGACAUAUUUUGUAUAGUGCAUCUUCCUUUUCUUCCAUCUGAUCUCAGAUGUAAUUCUAACGUUCAUCACGGUGGCCGCGUAGCUGGAACACUCCAUUAGUUUUCAUUCCAGGGAUGCUCAUUAAGUGUCUUGCAGCAGGAUUUAGAUUCAAGAGCAUCACAAAGAAAUGAAAUGUUUUUCAUUCAAGGCAAAGGAAGCUCCUGACAAGUUAAAUUUUAUUAUUUAUUCAGAGGGCGAGCCCCUCAUACGUCCAUUUAUUUGCCAAGGGGAAUUACAGCAAUAGAAAUUGAAACUAUGAAAUAAACAAGGCAGCCAGUUUGGGUUUGCAGAAUAUUAACUCUGAUCACUGAAAUCAAGUACAAUGUUGACUUAAUUUAAGGUAUCUUCCUGAAGGUAUGUGAAAACUCUUGACAGAUGCUGUGCCACUUACAUGAGAAUAGCUGUAGUUUUUUUCUUUCUGGAUCUAUUCCAAAUACUUUCCUACCCAAUUAAGGUUUCAUUUCUUGCAAGAUUAAAAAGAAAGUAAUUUUUUGAAGGUAACUUAUACUAUUUAAGAUGCAAAGUUCUGCAUAUUUUAUGAAGAAUGGAAAUUGUUUUUAAUGUAAUCAAAAAUCACCUGAAGCUUUUUACUCAUUACUUUCUUCUGGAAUAUUUUUUUUCAUGGUUAGAGUUUUUUUAUGAUGCAAAUAAUUAAUUUGUCUGAAAGGUGUGGUUUUAUGGAACACUGGAAAGUCUCUGUCUUUUAAUGUUUAGUAUUUAUCUUGUUUUAUUAGCAAUGUUUAACUAUUUUUCAAUUAGUUUAAUACAACUUUAAUGUGCAAUGAUAUCUUGUCUGGGUCCCAGUGUCACCACAAAGUAUGGAGUACAUAUGUAUAGUGUAGGUACAGUAUAUAUGUGUGGAGGCUGCUAUGUGCACUAUGAUAAGACCAUAUGGGGAAAAAAAAGUAAGAAGAAUUCAAACAAGGUUUUGCAAAUCCUGUUUUCUAUAGAGGAGCAACGUUUUAGUCUUCUAUUGGCUGGGACUUCUAGAUUGUGAUUUUAUAAAUUACACCCGUUACUUAAUAAAAGCUCACCUGACAAUA